UUGCCUUGUGCUCUGCAGGGCAGGAUUGUGAUCACCAAACAUUCCCUUCUGGGUCUGACAGGUGAUGCAAACAAAGCCACUGACUUGCUAAUAGUUCUUGUUUUCAAUGGAUUCUUCAUUAAGCACCUACAUCUCCCGGGAUGUUUUGACGACAGUCCAUCCACCCCUCCCCAUCCCCUCAAAGGAAGCACAUAAAUCUCAGCACAUUUCUUCAAACCCAGGAGUCCUGUCCACACAGCACUGCAUGCUUCUACCAGCAGCUUCUAUGGAGGAUCUCUCUGAGAGGUAUUUUCAAGGAGAAGCUAUGCAGAAAAAUAACUCAUCCUACCCAGCAAUGUUUACCCUUUCUGGAUUAAAUGACUCAAGCACAAAUAAAUAUAUCUAUUUUUCUAUCACUCUCCUAGGUUAUCUAUUUGUCAUUUGUGUUAAUGUAACUCUAAUUUUAAUAAUAGCUCUUGAAAAGACACUCCAUGAGCCCAUGUAUUUCUUCCUCUGUAAUCUGAGUGUUAAUGCACUGUAUGGAACUGGUGGUUUUUAUCCUAAACUACUGUCUGAUUUUCUUUCUGAUAUGCAUGUCAUCUCGUAUUCUGGGUGCCUACUUCAAAUAUUUGUCAUCUACAGUUUUGGUGCGUGUGAAGUAACACAUUUAACAGUGAUGGCAUAUGAUAGGUAUGUGGCAAUAUGCAGACCUAUGGAGUACCAUGCUAUCAUGACUCCUUUAACGACUGGUAAACUAAUACUGUUUUCUUGGAUUUUUCCAUUCUGUUGUUUAUCUAUUAGUAUUCUAUUGACUUUCAGGUUGCCCUUAUGUGGCUCUCACAUUGAAAAACUAUAUUGUGAUAACUGGUCAAUUGUGAAAUUAUCUUGUGUAGGGACUAUUGUUAACAAUGUAUGUGGAUAUGUUAUAAUAUGUAUAUUAUUUGUACAUUUCCUUUUUAUUUUAUUUUCCUACCUGAAAAUACUAAGAGCGUGUUGGACAUCCACUAUCGCAAUGAGUAAAUGUAUGCAGACCUGUUUGCCACAUUUGUUGACGGUAAUCAACUACUGUGUUGCUGUGCUUUUUGAUAUAAUGUACAGUAGAUACGGUUCAAGUGAUAUGCCACAGGCUUUACGCAAUCUCCUGUCAGUGGAAUUUCUAAUCGUCCCUCCAAUUUUCAAUCCUGUCAUUUAUGGUUUAAACCUUCAAAAGAUCCGGAACAAAGUCACAAGAAUGUGCAGCAGAAACAAAGUAAUUCACACUUAAUAGAUUCCAGAUGUAGUUGCUAGAAAUCAAAACUUUAACAGUAACAGAAAGUAACAGAAUCAGGUGAGUUAAAUGGACCCAAUGCACUUUUUCAAUCUCAUUGUAAACCUCUUCCUGAACCCUUCUUGAUUUUAUUAAUAUGAACUGAUAUGUUUAUUUAUUAAGGGUCACUAAUUGCUAUGGGUAGCUUCACAUUUUAUAUAGAAAAAUGUAUCAAAGGAAUCAAAUGUACUGCAUGCAUAAUGUAAUGUACUUUAAACUGAAAUAGUUUCUAUCCAUGUUAAACACAAGCUCAUUACACAUGCACAAAGCAGCACGAAGCAAAUACAUUGCUGAUCUUGUAAUUAACAGUAAUUCCAGUCAGGCGUUCAAAGCAGAUUCAUGCACAGGUUAAUAUGCAUGUUUUAUAAUCUCAGAAACAAUAAAGAGAUGUAUUAAAUAAGCCAUAAGUCAUGACAUGAUU
Messenger RNA from Polyodon spathula (Mississippi paddlefish), 1706 nucleotides. Its product is annotated as olfactory receptor 6N1-like. Gene Ontology annotation, cellular component: membrane. NCBI's taxonomy places the organism in Eukaryota, Metazoa, Chordata, Actinopteri, Acipenseriformes, Polyodontidae. Gene Ontology annotation, molecular function: G protein-coupled receptor activity; olfactory receptor activity. The record is from RefSeq and is a predicted model, not a curated record. The transcript is spliced from 2 exons. Bases 107 to 1243 code for a protein of 378 amino acids. Gene Ontology annotation, biological process: G protein-coupled receptor signaling pathway.